Tachysurus vachellii is the source of this 1911-nucleotide messenger RNA. It is a transcript of the gene nr1h4, whose product is annotated as nuclear receptor subfamily 1, group H, member 4. Gene Ontology annotation, biological process: negative regulation of transcription by RNA polymerase II; bile acid signaling pathway; positive regulation of transcription by RNA polymerase II. Gene Ontology annotation, molecular function: bile acid binding; zinc ion binding; RNA polymerase II cis-regulatory region sequence-specific DNA binding. Bases 229 to 1686 code for a protein of 485 amino acids. The record is from RefSeq and is a predicted model, not a curated record. NCBI's taxonomy places the organism in Eukaryota, Metazoa, Chordata, Actinopteri, Siluriformes, Bagridae. The transcript is spliced from 10 exons.
UACUGUCCCCUUUCUCCAUGACCUGAUCUGUUCAGCCCAGGCUCCUAGCAGAAGCAGAUAUUUGUCCGUAUCCGAAUACUGAUGAUUCUAAAUAUUUGGUAAAGUUUUGAAGGACUCUAGGAAGCCAAGCUCAACCCAAAGAAUAAAUAGUUAAGAAAGGGUUAAUUCCAUCAUUUCCAUUCUGCAUUGAGGAACCAGAAAUAUUUUGGCCUUAGGGCCACACAUAGGAUGAAUGAGUGGGUGGGCCCUGAUGUCAAUGUUUUGGGACCUCUGCAGAUGCCACCAAGUGAUGGCUUCUCUCUGCCAGAGGGAUCACACUUCUUUGAUAUUCUGGCAGAGCAGAGCAGCCCUCUGCUUCAGGACCAGGAGGUCUUGCCUUUCGGCAGCUAUCCAGGCAUGCAGUACUCCACAAUGGAGCAGGCCAUGCCCUCGCCAUCAUACUACUCCAAUCAGCAUUACUAUCCCCAGUACAACACAGAGGAGUGGUGCUCUCCAUCAUCCAUGCUGGAACUACGAAAAGGCCCACUAGAGGGAAAUUUCGAGACAGAAAUCGAGGAGCCAACCCCUGUUGUUCCCAAUGUGUAUAAGAGACCCAGACAUGCUGCCCAUUUAGGCAGGUUCAAAGGAGAAGAACUAUGUGUGGUGUGUGGGGACAAAGCCUCUGGGUAUCACUAUAAUGCCCUGACAUGUGAAGGAUGUAAAGGGUUUUUCAGAAGAAGUAUAACAAAGAAUGCAGUUUAUAAGUGUAAAAGUGGAGGGAACUGUGAGAUGGACAUGUACAUGCGGAGAAAGUGUCAAGAGUGCAGACUCCGGAAGUGCAAGGAGAUGGGAAUGCUUGCAGAAUGUUUACUAACAGAGAUCCAGUGCAAGUCCAAAAGGCUGAGGAAAAACCCUAAGUCUUCAUCAGAAGAUGGUACAACAGAUGAUACAGAAGUGGGAGACAGUGGAGAUGCAAAACAGGUCACAUCCACAACAAAAAAUUUAAAAGAAAAAGUGGAGCUAAGUCAAGACCAGAAGGCUUUACUAAGUUAUAUUCUUGAUGCUUACAACAAACAUCGCAUUCCUCCAGACAUGGCCAAGAAACUGCUCCAAGAACAGUUCAGCACAGAGGAGAACUUCCUCCUUUUGACUGAAAUGGCAACCAGCCAUGUUCAGGUUCUGGUCGAGUUCACAAAAAAUAUCCCAGGUUUCCAGUCUCUGGACCAUGAAGAUCAGAUCGCUCUACUAAAGGGUUCAGCAGUUGAGGCAAUGUUCCUGCGUUCAGCCCAGGCCUUCAUCAAGAAGCUGCCUCAGGGACACACAGAGGUGCUGGAGGAGCGAAUAAGAAAGAGUGGGAUAUCUGAGGAGUUUAUUGUCCCAAUGUUUAACUUUUACAAAAGUAUUGGGGAGCUGCAGAUGAUGCAAGAGGAACAUGCUCUCCUAACAGCCAUCACUAUUCUAUCUCCAGAUCGGCCAUAUAUUAGGGACCAGCAGGCUGUGGAGCGACUCCAGGAAGCCAUGCUAGAGGUGCUGAGGAAGGUCUGCAAGCUAAAGCACCCUCAGUGGCCACAGCAUUUUGCCCGACUGCUGGGCCGACUAACCGAGCUGCGCACGCUGCAUCACCACCAUGCUGAGAUGCUGGAGUCAUGGCGCACGAGUGACCACAAGUUUAACCCACUGCUUUGUGAAAUCUGGGAUGUACAGUGACUCUGCAAGAAGAGGAGAAAGGAAUCUAGACAUUAAGAACUUUUAAAAUAGGGUUUUAGUUCCUGGGAGUUGUGUCAAGCUGUGCCUCUAAUAUGGGAGACACAGAUUGUGUUUUUAAGACUGCAAUUAAUUGAAUGUAAUGAAUAUUGUUGGGUUAUCUGUCACUAAAAUGCUUAAGGAAUGAAAUACCUAUGAUAUAAUUGCAAAAUAAAUAUGAUGUUCGUA